This is a messenger RNA of Leguminivora glycinivorella, 1678 nucleotides long. Its product is annotated as neuronal acetylcholine receptor subunit alpha-3-like. Gene Ontology annotation, molecular function: neurotransmitter receptor activity; transmembrane signaling receptor activity; extracellular ligand-gated monoatomic ion channel activity. Bases 150 to 1358 code for a protein of 402 amino acids. Lineage: Eukaryota; Metazoa; Arthropoda; Insecta; Lepidoptera; Tortricidae. Gene Ontology annotation, biological process: nervous system process; chemical synaptic transmission; monoatomic ion transmembrane transport. The transcript has 2 exons. The record is from RefSeq and is a predicted model, not a curated record. Gene Ontology annotation, cellular component: synapse; membrane; neuron projection.
AGCAGUGUUGGACUAUAAAGUACGUCGACGCGACAGGCAGUCGAUAGUAAAUAGACAUUUAAUCUACGCUUAUCACACUGCACAUCACAACAUGUGCUGCAUUUGCAGUCAAAGUGGGCGUACUAAAUAUCCACAUUGCAUCAGUGACCAUGAAUCUGUACGCGUUCAUAACACUCUCCGUCUUAAGUCUCGGCUUUUGCGAAGAAUGUCGCUUAAAUAUCCGAUCACCAGAAAUGGAACCUAAAAGGAAAUUGAAGAAAAAGCUAAAUAGCUACCCAGAGAUUUUGAAGCCCCCGACCAACAACGGCUCAAACAUAUUAGUUGUGACAAUGUACUACGUAGUGCAAUAUUAUAAUUUUGAUUCUGAAGAAGAAAUACUCACUUUAACCACCUUCAACAAAUUCUUCUGGCAAGACGGUAGAUUUACUUGGAAGCCUGAGGAUUACGAGCGUGUAAAGUGGUUUUAUGUUUCAAGGUUUGAUGUUUGGACUCCGAGGCUAAAGCUUGUCAAUACGGCAGACGCUGAUUCUGAAUUAUUCUUCACCAAAUGCGGUAUGAGCUACACAGGCUACAUAAGGUGCACCAAAGAGACAGAACACAAAGUCUUCUGCGUUUCUGACUUAACCAAUUGGCCUUAUGACACAAAGAGUUGCACGCUGCAGUUUGACCAGUGGAGACCUCAGGAAACCAAAUUGUUCUUCAACUUAAGUCAAAUCCAUUAUAGAACGAAUAGGUCGUAUUUAAAUGCUGGAUGGAUGAUCACUCGCAAAAAGGUUUUCAGGGAUUUGAACACAGGAAUCCAGCUUACCGUUAAGUUCCAUUUUGAAAGACUCGCAGAAGGCUUAGAAGCUAUUAUAUUGGUUCCAGCUUUUGUGCUAAGCGUGUUAACUGUGAUAGGUCUCCUGUUGGACUAUAGAGACAUGAACCGAUUAGGGAUUUUAAGUAUGACUAUAAUCAGCCAUUUCCUUUUCUCUAACGUAAUAGCUGACCACGUCCCUAAACAUAGUGCUAAUACUCCUGUCAUAUUAUCGUUCAUAAGCUGUUCUACUAUUAUAACUGUAAUUUGUUUUGUAUUAUCAUUUUUCUUUAAAUAUCUGGGAAAGAAGAAAACUCACCCACCUAUGUGGAUAAUUUCUUGUAAUGACUUUGUAUUAGAUGGUUAUGGCAAAUAUGGAGUAUUAACAAGAUGGGAAGUGACUGAACAAGAUCCGGAAAUGAAACAGAAUGUAGAGUGGGUUCACUUUAUUAGUAUUUCUAAUAGUGUCUGUAUAUUUGUAAUGGUAAUUACUUACAUUUACUUGCUGUCAGAGUAUAUCCCAAAAAAGCCAGUUCUCUCAUUCGUUUUUGAUAUAGCUUAAAGCAGUCUUAGUAACUUCGGUGUUUAGUAAAUAAUUUGACUAAGAAAAUAAUACAAAAGUAUGAAACGAAAUCCCAUAUUGGUAAAUGAUAUUGUGUUUUUUUACUAUCUAAAAUUCGUAUUUAUACCUACAAGUUUGGCCUUUGAAUAGAUACAUGUUUUUGCGAAAUAUAGUAGUUUGCAGUACAGCCUCCACUUGAUAUAGGUAUCAAAACGGACAGCGCUCACUCACAAAUAUAUGGAAAGACAACGCACUUUCAUGCAUGGCAUUAGAGAUGUAUUCCAAUAUUUAGGAGCACCUUGCUCGAUCUGAUAUAGUCA